Astrephomene gubernaculifera is the source of this 948-nucleotide messenger RNA. NCBI's taxonomy places the organism in Eukaryota, Viridiplantae, Chlorophyta, Chlorophyceae, Chlamydomonadales, Astrephomenaceae. The record is from the annotation of a GenBank genome assembly.
UGCGGCGCGUCUCAUUCAAGACAGGGUGUUUGUUAAGCAUCUUAUCCAAGUCGAGGGUAAUCGUUACUUUGCCCACUCCUGACAAGUUACCCUCGUUGUGGUUUUAACCCAUUUAGAUAGCCCAUAAUGCAAAAGAGUAUCCGUUCGCCUCAGCCACAACCACGCACACCAACCAGUUCGUUAAGCCGACAAUUACCGCCUUUUAUACAUCAUAUUAGGCUGUUCGGGAGGAGGCCAGUCGACUGCAAAGCUGUUGCACCGGAGGCCUUCCAGGACAUCGUCGUGGGCAGCGCAAUCAUGGGCACCGUAAGCGUAGCCGUGUACUGUGGAGUAAGAAAAGAUCCCGUUCCUUGCAGUCUUUGCAAGGGAACCGGCGGCACAAGAUGCUUUGCUUGCGGCGGAGACGGCAAAUCGUCAUCAGCUACUGCAUCUCUCGAGUCAAACGAGCUCUAUGAGGACGGGCCCUCGAAACGAACAAGCCGGUUAGGACGCAUGGCUAGUCGAGGGGCUUGCAAGGUCUGCAAGGGAAAAGGAAUGCUGCUUUGCAGCCAGUGCAAGGGCAGCGGCUUCCAGAGCGCCCCUCUCUAGUGUGUUGCUUGCCGUUUUACCGCCGCUGUGCACCACGGGGGCCGUGUACAUAUGUUAACACGCAGGCUGGCCGUCUGUUGACUGUGAGGGGACCGAGCUGGGUAGAAAGGCCUACCAACGGCGCUUUCCGUUCUAGGUGUUCUGUCCUAGGUAGGGUGAUCCGUGAGGCCCUUUCAAUGAUGGGCUAUGGCAGGAAUGAGGAGUAGGGAGCAGUAAGGAGCAAGCUGGCACAUGGUUGCCAGGCGCUAAGCCAUUACGCUGCAAAUCACGGCAAGCAGCGCCGCAAACCCUAGUUGAAUGGCCCCGAACCCCGGAACGGCCUGCGACGAUGCCCAACUGUCCAUACUGAAAAUCGUCGUU